This is a messenger RNA of Papaver somniferum (opium poppy), 1398 nucleotides long. RefSeq lists its product as uncharacterized. The transcript has a single exon. The record is from RefSeq and is a predicted model, not a curated record. The coding region runs from base 1 to 1398 and encodes 465 amino acids. Lineage: Eukaryota; Viridiplantae; Streptophyta; Magnoliopsida; Ranunculales; Papaveraceae.
AUGGAUAAACCCUGGUUAAUUUUGGGUGAUUUCAAUAGUAUAUUACCUGUUGAUGAAAAGAAAGGUGGCAGGAAUCCAUUAUCUUCUUCUAUAAGGGACUUUCAAGAUUGCAUUGAUUUAUGUGGUCUGCUGCAAGCUCCAAAAAGUGGUCUUGAAUUUUCCUGGUGCAAUGGUAGAGUGGGAAACAAAAGAAUUCUAUGCAAUCUAGAUAGAGCUUUAUUCAACCUAAAAUGGUUAAAAACUUUCAAUGGCUGGCAUUAUCAUGUGGGAACAAGGGGUAUAUCUGAUCAUGGUCCUCUUAUUAGAUCUAAUACUAUUAUUCCUAGAGCAUCCAAUAUUCCUUUUAGAUUCCAAAAAAUGUGUCUAAAUCAUCCUUAUUUUCUUCAAAUAAUGUGUGAAUCAUGGAAUGAAGAUAUCGAUGGAAAUCCUAUUUUUGUGUUCAUGAAUAAACUAAAAAGACUUAAAAAAAUUCUAAAAAUCUGGAAUUGGGAAGUCUUUGGAGAUGUGAAUGUUAAGCUGAAAAAUGUUGAAGACAAAGUUAUGGAGACAACCUUAAAUUAUGACAAGGAUCCUUAUGAUAUUUAUUUACUUCACAGUCUUGUUGUUGCUAGAGGUGAAUAUGAGAUAGCUGCAAAUAAUUACAAUACCUUCUUGAGGGACAGAGCCAGAAUCAAUUGGAUCAAGGAUGGGGAUAUCAACUCUAAGUUCUUUCACACCAAUAUCAAACUGAGACAAGCACAAAAUUCUAUUGCUGAGAUUGAAGACCCUUCUGGUAAUAUAAUAACUAAUCAAAAAGGAAUAACAGAUGUUUUGAUUGAUCAUUUUAGUAAAAAAUUUGAGCACCAUCAUGUUCAAAUAAGUGACUCCAUUUUUGAUGAUGUUCCUCAAGUUAUUUCUGAUGAUGAUAAUUCUAUUUUAGAAGCAGUGCCAGAUUUUUCUGAAAUUAAAAAUGUUGUUUUUGAGAUUAAUCAAGAUGGUGCUCCAGGUCCAGAUGGCUUCAAUGGUGCUUUCUAUAGAAAUGCUUGGGAUAUCAUCAGCAAAGACUUAGUGGAGGCUAUUACCUUUUGCUGGAGUACUAAACUAAUUCCUAGUGGUAUGAAUUCUAAUUUUCUUGUCGUAAUUCCUAAGAUCAAAGGUGCCAAACAUGCUAAGAAAUUUAGACCUAUUGGUUUGAGCAACUUUUUUUUUAAGAUUAUCACAAAAAUUAUUACUAUAAGACUAAGUAGAGUCAUUCAUAAAGUUGUUUCUCAGCAACAAUGUGCUUUCAUUAAAAAUAAGAAUAUACAUGAACAAGUACUCUUAGCCUCAGAAAUGAUAAAUGAAAUGUCUAUAACUAUAAGAGGAGGUAAUUUGGGUCUUAAACUAGACAUUUCACAAGCUUAUGAUACCUUGAGCUGA